This is a messenger RNA of Haemorhous mexicanus (house finch), 2972 nucleotides long. RefSeq names its product phosphoethanolamine/phosphocholine phosphatase 1 (gene PHOSPHO1). The coding region runs from base 954 to 1748 and encodes 264 amino acids. Gene Ontology annotation, molecular function: phosphatase activity. The transcript has 3 exons. The record is from RefSeq and is a predicted model, not a curated record. NCBI's taxonomy places the organism in Eukaryota, Metazoa, Chordata, Aves, Passeriformes, Fringillidae. Gene Ontology annotation, biological process: bone mineralization involved in bone maturation.
GGAGCGGGGCUGAAAUCCGGGCUGGUCCUGGUGGCUCCCGGAGCUCGGGAUGAGCCCGAAGGGUCCCGGGGGGCUCUGGCCCGGCCGGGGUCGGGUUUUGAUGCCCAGGAGGGUCCGGGGUGCCCCAGGGGCUCUGUCUGGCCUCGCCCACCCCAAAACCCCAAGUUCUGCCCCUGGAGCUUUUCCCACCCCACAAACCCCAACCCCUCGGGCCCAGAGGAAUUUUUGGGGGCAGUUUCACUCCCCGUGCCCACGCUGCCCCCACCCCGGUGUCCCCAGUGUCCCCAGGGCUCUUUCCGUGCCUCCCAGCACCACAGACUCUCCCUGAGGCUUCAUCCCAAAUUAUUUCCUCGCUGCUGGCAGUGACCAAAAUUCCAGCUCCUCUUUCCCGUUUAAUCCCUUUUUUUUUUCCAUCUCUCCCGCUUUGGAAGCCGCUCCCAGCCUGGCUGUGGCGUUGUUCGGCUCCAGAUUCUGCCUGCAAAUAAACCCUCCACUUCUGACGGCUUUUUUUAGCAAGUAAACACCCAGCGUGUGGUUCCAGGCCUCACCAAAAAAAAAAAAAAAAAGGGAUUUUUCCACAAUUUCCAGCCCAGGUUCCACCCCCGGGCUCCGGAGCCGCAGGGUUUUUAUUCCAGCCGAGUCACGGAUCGGGUUUGUGCCCAAAAUAGCCGCGAGCCGGGCUCGGAUCCAGCCCAAUCCCCCCAGAUCACCUUCCUGCGGCCGGGCACAAAUCCCCGCCAUCCUCCCGGCCCGGCUGAGCCCAAUUCCCAGCGGCAAUUCCCCAAUUUCCAGCCGGCUGAGGGAUUUUGGGGAGGUUUCCCCUCUCCGGGGACCACCAGGGGUCGGCAGAAUUCCGCCGGAGAAUUUCCAUCCACAGGAAUCACCCUGGAAGAAAAUCCUGGGGGUUUGGAGCAGGACCGCUGCUCCCGCCCUCGGCCCGGGAUGGUGCCAGCAUGAGGAGGUGCUGCCAGGGCGUGGGGCUGCCAUGCCUGUUUAAGGGCGUGGGCAUGUCCGGCCCUCGUCCGCCCCGCUUCCUGCUGGUGUUUGACUUCGACGAGACCAUCGUGGACGAGAACAGCGACGACUCGGUGCUGCGGGGCCGGGCGCUGCCGGAGCCGCUGCGCCAGAGCCCCGGCGGCAGCUACAACGAGCACAUGCAGCGCGUGCUGGCCUUCCUGGGCGAGCAGGGCGUGCGCCCCGCCGAGCUCCGGGCCGUCUACGAGAACAUCCCGCUGUCCCCCGGCAUGGCCGAGCUCUUCCAGCUCCUCUCCAAGCACCAGGAGCUCUUCGAGCUGGUGCUCAUCUCCGACGCCAACACCUUCGGCGUCGAGGCCAAGCUGCGCGCGGCCGGCGCCCGCUCGCUCUUCCGCAAGGUCUUCAGCAACCCGGCCAGCUUCGACCGGCGCGGCGUGCUGACGCUGGGGCCCUACCACAGCCACAAGUGCCCGCAGUGCCCGGCCAACAUGUGCAAGAGGAAGAUCCUGGGCGAGUACCUGGCGGAGCGGGCGCGCGAGGACGUGGAGUUCCAGCGCGUCUUCUACGUGGGCGACGGCGCCAACGAUUUCUGCCCCGCCGGGACUCUGACGGCGGCGGACGUGGCGUUCCCCAGGAAGGGCUACCCCAUGCACAGGCUGAUCCAGGAGAGCCAGGAGAAGCAGCCCGGGGCGUUCCAGGCCGCCGUGGUGCCCUGGGAGUCGGCGGUGGAGGUGGCGCGGUACCUGCAGGAGCUGCUGCGCGCCAAGUGCUGAGGGAGGCGGCGGCGCCGGCCCCGGCCCCGCUCCCGGGAUGUUCCUCUGCCUCUCCCGGCUCCGUUCCUGGCCACCGAAGCGCUUUCCGCAGGCCCCCGGGUCUGCCCGGCCACGGAGCCACGGCCACGGCCGGCCCCCGCGCCCUUUGCCCGCCUGACGGGGAUUUCUGGGGGAGUUUUGCUUCCUUUCGCUUUUGACCUCGAAAGAGAAUUCCUAAAAAUCCAGCACCGGCUCCCCGCGGGCUGGGCACGUCCUUGCUCCUGCCGUCCUCCCGCUGGCCUGCCUGGCCCUGGGCUCCUGAUCCCACCGGGAAUUCUGGCUGGGAAAUCCCUGCUCCUGAUCCCACCGGGAAUUCCGGCUGGGAAAUCCCUGCUCCUGAUCCCACUGGGAAUUCUGCCUGGGAAAUCCCUGCUCCUGAUCCCACUGGGAAUUCUGGCUGGGAAAUCCCUGCUCGCUGGGCUCCUGAUCCCACUGGGAAUUCCGGCUGGGAAAUCCCUGCCCCCACACCCCCCCCCAAGCCUUGCUCUGGGGUUCACUGUCCCCGGGGGUUCAUCCUCGGGACAAACCGAGCCGGGAGCGCCGGGAGAGCUCUGGGAAGGGGCAGAGCCUCUCCUGAUCCCGCCCGGGCACAGGAGCCGCAGCCCCGGGGGAGCCGGGCCCGGCCUCGCCCCCGCCCCUCCCAGCCCUGCUCCUCUCCCGGUGUCCCCGCGGUGUCCCCGCGGUGUCCCCGCGGUGUCCCCGCGGUGUCCCCGCGGUGUCCCCGCGGUGUCCCCGCGGUGUCCCCUGGGCCCUUUCCUGGAUCGUGCGGGGCCCCUCCUACCCCAGGGAGGGUCGAAUCCCCCUGAGCUGGGCACCUGCCAGGUGCCACAAUCCCCCCGGGGGACACUUCUGGCACCGGGUCCCCCGAGGGCAAACCCCACCCCCAACCGUGUCCCCCUCCCCACGGCAGUGUUAAUUAAUUACCCCUUCUAAUUGCACUCUGCAGACCUCCAGCAGCCGCGGCUCUCUGGGGUUGGCUCCCCCUGGAUUUAUCCCGGGUUUAUCCCGGGUUUAUCCACAGCCUUACCGGCCCCCGAGGGCGGCCCCGGCUCCCCCAAAGCUCGGAACCCCAAAACCCGGCGGGAAAUAACCAAAGCAGCCCCGAGCGCUUCCUCCUCCGCGCCGCCCCAAACCUUGGGCUGUGCGGAGCUCAAAGCCAUGGAAUUAAAACACAAAUCUGUGGGA